This is a messenger RNA of Euleptes europaea (tarantolino), 773 nucleotides long. RefSeq names its product dual specificity protein phosphatase 13-like. Gene Ontology annotation, molecular function: MAP kinase phosphatase activity; protein tyrosine/serine/threonine phosphatase activity. The coding region runs from base 1 to 765 and encodes 254 amino acids. The record is from RefSeq and is a predicted model, not a curated record. Gene Ontology annotation, biological process: protein dephosphorylation; negative regulation of MAPK cascade. NCBI's taxonomy places the organism in Eukaryota, Metazoa, Chordata, Lepidosauria, Squamata, Sphaerodactylidae. The transcript is spliced from 4 exons. Gene Ontology annotation, cellular component: cytoplasm.
AUGAGUUGCCGCGGGAGCUUGGGUGGAAUUCUUCAGCGGGAUGAGGAUUUCUGUCUACGGAACCCCACCGUCAUCAGGGUUUCACCGCCCUACUUGAGCACUUUACAGCUGGGAUGCAAAGAGGACGCAGGCCGGGUCUUGGCAUCUUGCAACUGGGAGGAAGAACAAGGACAGGGAGUGGCGGCUUCCCUUAGGAUGGCUGAAGAGGACGCGGUGCUGUCCACAGACCCCGAAUGCUCCAGAGCACCCCCAGCUGAGACCCCUACUGUGAAAGAGCUGGAAGAGCUCUUGAACACAGGGAGACCCUCCUGUAACCAUGUCGAUGAGGUGUGGCCUAACCUCUUCUUAGGAGACCUCGUUACAGCCCACAACAGAUUUGGCUUAUGGAAGAUGGGCUUUAGCCACAUUUUAAAUGCGGCCCAUGGCAUGGUAUUCUGCAAAGGAUCCCAUGGCUUCUAUGGUCCCACCAUUGAAUAUUAUGGAGUGCCAGCCUACGACCUUCCGGAUUUUGACCUGAGUCCCUAUUUCUACCCUGCAGCAGAAUUUAUACACAAAGCUUUGAGCAUCCAAGGAGCCAAAAUCUUAGUGCACUGUGCCGUUGGGAUAAGCCGUUCCUCUACCUUGGUGCUGGCCUACCUGAUGAUCUACCACCACCUUCCUUUGAUUGAAGCGAUCGAGGCGGUGAAAAAGCACCGGUGGAUUUUCCCCAAUCGGGGCUUCCAGAAACAACUAAGAAAUCUGGAUAUGCAGCUCAGACAACACUAAACAAAGCA